AUGAUCACCGACCGACAACUCUUCCGAAUUACCCGUGUCUCGUUUCACGAUGAUCACCAACAGCUCGCUAUUCUGAAGUUCGUGGUUCUUCCCAAACUCGGCGUUGUAUCCAAAUCGUGCCUUUGGUUUGACGAGUACUUGAUUUAUGAUCCUAAGAAAUCACCUUACUAUAAAGUUGUGGUGGUUAGUUUAUCUUUUCAAUUGGGUACUUCCCGAUUUGAUGUGUACUCUUCCGAGAGUGGCUCUUGGAAAAGCACGAUUGCCACCCCGACGAUCCCCAUGCUUGGACAGGGGGCCGUUUGGAAUGGAGCAAUCUUUCUGAUGGGUUGCGGGCCAGGUCCGCAGAGUUGCUUGAAGCAUGAUCACUUUUACUUUCAAUUCGACAUAGAUGCAGAGAGGCUAAGUACGACAGGAGCACCAUGCCCCCCUUAUCGUUCUAAGGGGAUUCUGUAUUUUGGAGAAUGUGGGGGUCACUUGCUUCUUAUACAAAUCCCUUAUGGGGGCAACGCUACAGAAUUCAAGGUGCUUGAGAUGAUGGACGGAGAGAAUAAAUUCCGGUGGACUGUCAAAUACACAGUUGAUCUAAAACCCUUAGCAUUGCCACGAAGAAGCACCUAUUGGUUUACGGUGACAAGUGUUAGGAAUGUGCAGGGAGCAAAUGAAAAUGAUCUGGCAGUGGUGUUAUGCAUUAAUGAAGGCUUAGUCGUACAAUAUAACAUCAAGUGUAAGACAUUGAAGGUGCUUUGUGAUUUGGCGGGAGGUGACUCUCCAACUCGCAUAGCCGAUUCUCAUUACUUCAUCGAAAGUCUAACGCCUGUUUAA
This is a messenger RNA of Rhododendron vialii, 822 nucleotides long. Its product is annotated as F-box protein At5g07610-like. NCBI's taxonomy places the organism in Eukaryota, Viridiplantae, Streptophyta, Magnoliopsida, Ericales, Ericaceae. The record is from RefSeq and is a predicted model, not a curated record. The coding region runs from base 1 to 822 and encodes 273 amino acids. The transcript has 2 exons.